UACCGCCCACUAUAGAGGUAGGGCUAGUGUCGCCGAGCGACAGGGGAACGGCGAGCCUUCGUUGCGCUGCGCAAUUGGUUGGGAGAGGAACACUUCCUGGGUCAGAACUGAUACCGCGCAGCGCUCUGCGCUCAGCUGUGGCGGCGCCGGAGGAGAGCGAAGAGCUUGAGCGCGGGCCUUCGCCUGUGCAGUGGCGACUCGGGGUAAGGGAGAUUUUGCGAGUUCCGGGCGCCGUGGAAGAGGGAAGAAAUGGUUUUGCUCCAUGUGAAGCAUGGCGAUGAGAGCCAAUUUCUGCUAGAGACAACGGGCAGCAUUUCCAUUGAAGACUUAACACAGGAAGUGACCAAGAUCUACAAUGGAAGGCUCAAAGUUCAGCGUAUUUGUGCAGAAAUAGAAUCGCUGGCAGAGCAUGGUAUUUUCUUGCCUCCUAACAUGCAAGGUCUGACAGACGAGCAAAUUGAAGAGCUGAAGCUGAAGGAUGAAUGGGCAGAAAAAUGUGUUCCAAGUGGUGGAAAUGUCUUUAAAAAAGAUGAAAUUGGACGAAGAAAUGGCCAUGCUCCAAAUGAAAAAAUGAAACAGGUUUUAAAAACAACAGUAGAAGAAGCCAAGGCACUAAUAUCUAAGAAACAAGCGCAAGCCAACAUGUGUGUUAAUAAGGAUAUGGUGAAAGAUGCACUGGACCAGCUCCGAGGAGCUGUAAUGAUUGUUUAUCCAAUGGGACUCCCUCCAUACGACCCAAUUAGAAUGGAAUUUGAAGAUAAAGAAGAUCUGUCAGGAACUCAUGCUGCACUGGAGAUUAUUGAGGAACCAGAGGCACAACUGUGGUGGGCAGCAAAGGAGCUGAAAAGAACAAACCAGCUUUCUGACUAUGUGGGCAAAAAUGAGAAAACCAAAAUUAUUGUGAAGAUACAGAAAAAAGGACAAGGAGCCCCAGGCCGUGAGCCUGUCAUAAGUAGUGAAGAACACAAACAGAUGAUUCUUUUUUAUCACAGAAGGCAAGAGGAACUCAAGAAAUUAGAAGAAAAUGAUGAUGAUUCAUUUUUAGAUUCUGAAUGGGCUGACAGUCAUGCCUUGAAAAGACAUUUUCAUGGUGUAAAGGACAUUAAAUGGAGACCAAAAUGAAGCUAUGUUUACAGGAUUUUUUGCUUUGUACAAGAUAAAUUAACCCCCUGAGUUAGACUGGUAACAUGGAUGCAAAUCUGUGCAUUUUAAUUGUUGUGAAAUAUUAAAUUCUAGUUCUGUAAAA
Molecule: messenger RNA, 1246 nt
Organism: Rhineura floridana
Lineage: Eukaryota; Metazoa; Chordata; Lepidosauria; Squamata; Rhineuridae
Product: cilia- and flagella-associated protein 298-like
Exons: 8
Coding region: 250-1122 (290 amino acids)
Biological process (GO): regulation of cilium movement
Source: RefSeq, a predicted model, not a curated record